GAGAGUAAGCGAGCGAGAGAGAGAGGGGAAGAGAGAGAGUGUUCUUGCAAUGGUGGACACACAGGGAUUCCAUUCAAACCCAGCCCUGCAAGUUACAGACAUGGCGUACAGGAAGGUACGUGCUGGCCACGGUCCUCUCCAUGUGCGAGAUCUGGAAAGUGAGGAUCUGCAUGCAGCUUCUAUGGAAUUGGAAUGGGACAUGGAGAAGGAACUGGAGGAACCAGGUUUGGACCGCUUCCAGCUGGAGUGUGUGGAGCAUCAGCCUGAGAGCAGCUCUUCUGGCGGGGGCAUGGACCCAGAUCUCGAACCCAUUCAACCCUCCGUCUCCCCCCAUGGACGUUUUGAGCGUCUUCAGGAGGAGCCUAAUUACAUCUCUCGUUUUAGCCGAUCGGUACCCAAGGGCCAGAGGCGGAGUGGGACCUGCCUGGCCAAAUAUCUGCUAUCAGGGGUGGCCGUGUUUGUUCUGGGGCUGCUCAUUGGACGAUACUCCUUCAGCAGGGAGCAAGGGACGGUAGAGCCAAUCGCAGACACAGACGUGCUGGAGAAGAUAGUUCAGGGAAUCACAGCAGAAAAGAUCCAAGCACUGGAGAGGGACUUUGACAGCUUGUCUGAUCUUGGUGAGGAAUCCAAGGUGAGGUACAUUGCUCAGCGGUGGGAGGAGCUUGGAUUAAAAGAUGUCCAGGUGACCAAUCACACGGCUCUUCUGAGCUAUCCAGGACCCACCCACAGCACAAUCGUUGAUAAGAUCAGUAACCAGUGUUAUCUGCCCAGCGGAGCAAGGUGUGACCAACCAUCCACAACUGAACCAUUUGCCUUUGCAGCCUACUCAGCUAUGGGAAAUCUAGAGGCAGAAGUGGUGGAUGUUCAGUAUGGAAGCCAAGAGGAUUUGAGACGUGUCCAAACUAGUACAAAUGUCACCAGCAAAAUAGCACUACUGAAGCUUGGACAAGCACCUUUACUAUACAAGCUCUCUCUUCUGGCAGAGAUGGGGUUUGGUGGCUCUCUUUUGUAUGUGGAUCCCUGUGAUGGUCCAUUUGGGAAUAAGACUUUUGGGGUGACUCUGAACCCAGGUGGGAACCCGUCUUCUCAAGGACACCCCAGGAGCGCUGGGAGAGACAUUCGCCACGACCUGACAUCAUUGCUGGUUCAGCCCAUCUCUGCCUCCUUAGCGAAAGUACUGCUGUCUGCCCCUACCAUGGGGCAGGGUAAACCCUGUGUCCCUAUGGCCAUGCCCUAUGUCUCAGCAAGAAAAAUCAUAAAUCUCACAAUUGAAAACCAGGCAAUCUUCAAGACAGUGCACAACGUUAUCGGAUAUCUGAAAGGCAAGACCAAUCCAGAUCGAUAUGUACUGGUUGGCAGUCGUCAUGGCAGCUGGUACAAAGGUGCGUUGGCGGACUGGGGGAACGGCUCUGCAGUCAUGACUCAGAUCAUCGCCUCCAUGACGGCUCAGACCCGUGCAGGCUGGCAGCCCGACCGAACAAUCAUCUUCUGCUCAUGGGGGGGAACGUCACUGGGCAACAUAGGCUCCAUUGAAUGGGGGAAGGAGCAUGCAGUGGUACUUCAAAGCAGUGCAGUGGCUUAUGUCAGCCUCCAUAGUCCAGUCAGAUCCUCUGGGUCCCUGCAGUCCACAGCGUCACCUUCACUUCUGCAACUGGCCUCUGACAUCCAAAAGAGACACUUGAGUUGCAGUAGAGGUGGUGGUUGUCCUGGCUCACAUGUGAACUCACUGCAGAUGCCUGGAGAUGCUGACUUCUUCUCCAACCAGCUUGCUGUUCCAGUUGUGGAGUUCACAUACACAGAAUUUCCUAAGACAGAGAGAGCGUAUUUCCUCUCAGAGGCCUUUUUCCCUCCUGCGUCUUCAUUAAGAGCAACCUUGGAUCCAGCCUUCAAACUCCAUGAGACUAUUGCCAAGAUAACAGCUGAGGCCAUCCUGCGACUCGCUACUGACCCUGUUCUUCCAUUUUACCCUUUGGAUAUUGCAUUAGAAGUUCAGAACAAACUCAAAGAUGACCCGUUGAGCAGACCAGACCUACUAACCACUGCUGCGUCUUUUAGGGACAGCUCAGCCUUCUUUCAAUCCGAGCUCAUGCGUCCUGCUAAUGACCCUAAAGAGAGAGAUCCUGCCCAUGUACGCAUGCUCAACGAUGUUCUCCGAGACCUAGAAAAAAGCUUUCUUAUCUCAAACCCACCACCUGGCUUUUACAGGAAUAUUCUCUAUGGCUUGAGCAGAGAAACUCCACGCUUCUCUAUCCUAAAGGACGGCCAGGAGGUACCCCGACACAGCAGUGUCAGCCUGUCCCUGACACUCAUAUGCAGUGCAAUCAGUUCAGCUGAGAAACUUGUCCAAAGUGGACUUGACCUGUUUGAGAAUGACAAUGACAUCCCACAAUGACAUCUUGACAAAUAUCUAACCUCAAGGUGUCUCAGUAUGGCACAUCUUCAGGGAUCAUCUGGCUAACAUAGGAGGUUGAGAAUCUGAAGACACUAGAAAAAUAGGACAUCUUAGACUUAAGUGCAAUAUUAACCUGAGGUAUCUGAAGGUCCUUUCUUCAGUCAAAUGCUAAGUCAUUGUUUUUGUCCCUCCAAUUGUGUUCCAAAAAUGUCUCUGCCUUUGUGGUUUCUAUAACGGCGACUUAAGCUAAAAAAUCUUCUAAAGCUAGAAAGAUUUAUGAGAAAAGAGCCAGGGAGCUACACUCUAUAACUUCCAGGGUCAAGACAUUUUGUUCAGGGGGAAAACACCAGCAGGUUUAUCACUAACUUUUCCGGUGUCAUAUAAACCCCAGAGCGUUAUUGGAUUUUGGGACUUGUCUUUUGCAAAAAGUUUGAAAUAUCCUUAGAAUAUAAUUGAUUUGCUAUAUACUGAGGGUAGUAAAAACAAAAAAAGUUCAGCCUCUUGGUCUUCCUGGACUUGCAAUCAACUUGGAUUCUGACUUCCUAAUGCAAAUAUCACUGAAAGCUGUUUGUGAGUUAAAAGAAAGAUAUAGGAAAUUAGUGAUCAUUUAAGAAAGCACCAACGGCUGCAUGUGAUACUGUGCAUCUCUCAGGGGCUUGUAUUGUAGAAAUUUGUAAAAUAAUAGAAAUGCAAAGAAAUGCUUGUUUCAGUGUUCCAAAAAUGUUUGUACAUUUUAUUCAGUCUUUAAAUAGGUAAAGUUUAACUAAUAACAAUACUAAGAAAGCUUCAGUCAACAAAACAAGAUUUAAGGGUAAUCAUUGUUCUGCUAAAAAGAAAAACAGUAGAGUAUGAAUAUCUAUGUGAAUAAAAUAGUAAUAGAUCGGGGUAAUGUUUUUAGUUUAUAGAUCAUGAAUCAAAGGUGAGUGUGAAUGUGAACGAAGAUAAAUCUUGAAGAGGAGUCUGAUGGGUCUGCUGUUCUGUCUGGGUGACAUUCUACCAAUGAGAAGUCAGAAUGGAGAAGGUUUUAGACCAAACAGAUGAAGCAGAUCACAGUGGAGGUUUAUGAAGUCAUAAUGCACUGUAUGGGGACAUGGCAUUGGCUACAAUGCAGGCAAAAAACAAUGUCUCCAAUUUGAUUCUGGCAGCCAGUGUGUUUGUUCUCAGCGUUUCCACUAGCUGUUUCUAUGGUAAUGUCUUUUUUGGGGAAAAUGAGGAUCUUGAGAGUUGCAAUUAAUAACUUCACUUUUACUUUAGAUACUUUAUACUUUUAGAUGUCUGCCUUUAAAUAUGAAAAAAAAAAAAAACAAAAAAAAAAAACAGCUUAAUUAGAAACACAAGAUUCAGGGAGUCUAGCUUGACUAAGCUUUAAUUUAUGUACGUGCCUUUGAGUGAGUCAUACUGUACGUGCUUUUCGAGCAGCCAUUUGCACUCCAAGAUUCAAAUACCAAACAUUUACCAAAACAUGUUGUACUGUUGUAUUUAUUUAAUAUUUCAUUUGUGGAGCUGUUUGAAAGGUUUGCAAAGUUUUGAAAACUUUUUGUUGAAGGGUUGUUUGACAGUUAUUUUAGAUCUGUUUUGUUAUGAUAAUUAUUAUUUUGUAUUGUUUUUUACCUGUUUAGUAAGCCCCUCUAACACAUUUUUCCCAGAGAAUUGUCUAAGACUUCAGACACAAUGUUGCAUUUCUGGAGCACCAUUUAAAAUUGUGCAUUAUUGCUGUAGUUAACAGAGUCCGCCUUUCCUUAUUUAUUGUGACAAACUAUAUUAAACAGCUAGCUUACAACACUAAGCCUUACCUAAAAGAGUCCUCCUUUGCAUUGCACUAAAAUUAAAUGUUAAACUGUCAUCCUGUAUGUGUGUUUUGCUUAGUGCUAUUGUAUUUAUAUAUUUUAUUUCCAAAAUACUAUAUAUGUCAGUACUGAUAAUUAACCUGCCUUUUUUCACCCUAGAUAAUUUUCAGGCUCAGUCCUACAUUCAUAUUUUACAGCAUUUGUAUGAAUUUUAUAUAAUGUGAAAUAUCUUCAAACUGCAGCUGCAAGUUGCAUGAGAUGUUUUGUACUUAGGUUAGGGUAGAGAGGGUUGUUUUAUUUAGAGUUAGAAUAAUAUUCUCUCUUACAGUCUGAAUAAUUGCUUGGAAACUGAAAUUGCUCAUACAUUUGAUUCUCAUAAAUCUCUCUAAAUAAAUAUAUGAUUACAAAAAUACUGUUUAUCCCAGAACUGUUGUGGUACUGUCAUCCAUUUAUACUGAAAUAGUAAAUGCAGUGCAUGUUAAAAGCAUUCUUUUCUAUGGCAUGUCAAAAGCUUGUGAAACUCCUGGUGUGGAGAACGAGACCUCUACCUGAGCAUACUUCAUAUCAGUGUGUUUGGUGACACGCACUAAAUGACAUUUUAGUGCGUCCAACGUCGUUCAGUAAAUGACUUUGUUUUGCCUCAGUGGACUACAGAGGUUGAAUCCAGACAUUCUUUUAAACCCAGUGGGGCAUUAAAUAUAAUUGCUUUAUCUUUAGUAUGUUGUCUUGUGGACCCACAUGGGUCAGAAAGCAGCUAAUGGCUGGACAAUAUGAACACACUGUAGCUGUUUAAAUUGAUGGAAGGUUUUAUCCACAGUGUGUUGGAGUGUAAUGUAAAUUCAAAAUGCACUUAAGUGGUAUAAGGGAAGAGCACAUUCAAAUGCAUGUUUUUUUUUUUUUUUUUUUUUUUUUCUGUUGAAUGUGUAUGCCAUUUAAGACAAACCAAUCCUAAGGCAAUAAAUACCAGUG
Molecule: messenger RNA, 5148 nt
Organism: Myxocyprinus asiaticus (Chinese sucker)
Lineage: Eukaryota; Metazoa; Chordata; Actinopteri; Cypriniformes; Catostomidae
Product: inactive N-acetylated-alpha-linked acidic dipeptidase-like protein 2
Exons: 14
Coding region: 50-2392 (780 amino acids)
Source: RefSeq, a predicted model, not a curated record